AUGAAAACCACAGCUGUGUCCGUGUUGACGGCGGCUGUCUUGGGGGCCUCGUCCGCUUUCGCCGGUGUGGCCAGCGAUGUGCGCGCCAGAGCGAGCAAGAUUACUCCCAUCACGGUCAAGGGAAACGUCCCAAUGCCGAGCGACGGCUGGUAUGUUGACUGGGCUAUUCUGUGUUUGUUAGCAUUCUGGCAGGGAGACAAGCGGUUUUAUAUACGUGGAGUUGAUUAUCAACCGGGCGGAGCUUCCAAGCUCAAAGAUCCAAUUGCCGAUGCCGAGGAAUGCAAAAGCGACAUCGCCAAAUUCAAGGAGCUGGGUCUGAACACUAUCCGUAUUUACACUGUCGAUAACAGCCAGAAUCACGACGAGUGCAUGGCAGCUUUGGCGGAUGCUGGCAUCUACCUUGUCCUCGAUGUCAACACCCCCAAGUACUCCAUUAACAGGAAGGAUCCCAAGCCUUCCUACAAUGACGUUUACCUCCAGAACGUAUUUGCGACCGUUGACAUGUUCGCCCGAUACGAUAACACAUUGGCUUUCUUCUCUGGAAACGAAGUCGUCAAUGAUGGCCUUUCAUCGAAUACUGCCCCUUACGUCAAGGCGGUCACUCGCGAUAUGCGCCAAUAUAUUCGUCAGCAGGGCUUGAGAGAAGUCCCUGUCGGUUACUCUGCGGCCGAUGUCGACACCAACCGCUUCCAGAUGGCGCAAUACAUGAACUGCGGCCCCGACGACGAGCGCAGUGACUUCUUUGCUUUCAAUGAUUAUUCAUGGUGUGAUCCAUCCACCUUCGAAAUAUCCGGCUGGAACAAGAAGGUCGAGCUAUUCUCGGAUUACGGACUGCCCCUUUUCCUCUCGGAGUUCGGGUGCAAUACCAACACACGCGAAUGGAACGAAGUGAAGGCUCUAUACUCCGAUAAAAUGACCAGCGUCUACUCUGGUGGUCUCGUCUAUGAGUAUUCCCAGGAACCCAAUAACUACGGUUUAGUCAAACUCGAAGACGGCAAGGCUGUGCCUCUCAAAGAUUUCGACACGCUGAAGAAAGCUUUUGCUGCCACCAAGAACCCAGACGGUGAUGGUGGGUACAACAAGACUGGUGGAGCCAACCCAUGUCCUAAGAAGAAUGCUCCCGACUGGGAUGUCGAUGGUGACACCCUUCCCGCCAUCCCUGAGCCGGCUAAGCAAUACAUCAGGAAAGGUGCUGGCAAAGGGCCUGGCUUGGACGGUCCGCUUCGUCCACCUUCUUCUCGCCUCUCUCAGAAUGCCCACAUAUUCUUCAAGGUAGGCGGUGUAAAGGUCCAGUUCGAUUCCAUCAACCUCUUUGCCAGCCAACCAAUGCGGCAGCUGGAUGAACUCAACAGGAAGGGAAGCAGCCCAUUCCAGGUCGAUUAUAUAGGUUACGUUCCAGUCUUUGUCGACAAAGAUAUUGCUUUGGUGUAG
Molecule: messenger RNA, 1431 nt
Organism: Histoplasma mississippiense
Lineage: Eukaryota; Fungi; Ascomycota; Eurotiomycetes; Onygenales; Ajellomycetaceae
Product: glycolipid-anchored surface protein 5 precursor
Exons: 8
Coding region: 1-1431 (476 amino acids)
Biological process (GO): fungal-type cell wall (1->3)-beta-D-glucan biosynthetic process
Cellular component (GO): fungal-type cell wall; cytoplasm
Molecular function (GO): 1,3-beta-glucanosyltransferase activity
Source: RefSeq, a predicted model, not a curated record